This is a messenger RNA of Bolinopsis microptera, 1523 nucleotides long. RefSeq lists its product as uncharacterized. Lineage: Eukaryota; Metazoa; Ctenophora; Tentaculata; Lobata; Bolinopsidae. The transcript has 7 exons. The record is from RefSeq and is a predicted model, not a curated record. The coding region runs from base 92 to 994 and encodes 300 amino acids.
AUUUAUCAGGGAAUAUGUCAUGAUCACCAGAAGUGCACUCCUUUCAAUACCGUGUAAUCAUAUUAACGGAAUAUGAAUUCCUUUUUACUCCAUGAACUUAAUGUUAAAUUCAACUAAAACACUAGUGAUUGGGUUGUCUGCUGGUAUAGUUACUGUUUUGGGCAGCUAUUUGAUCAAAAAAUGGUUGAACAACGAAGAGACAAGCACUAUCAAUGAUCCUCAGAAACCAAACAAGAAAAAGAAGCCAGAUAAGAAGACUUCUGUACCAGCAGUGGAUUAUUCCAAGCUAGCACCAGCCAUCAGUACUCGAAACCCUCAGCUGGGAGUCUUACUUAAGUUUAUCAACGAAAAGAGCGCUUUUAAAGAAGAACAGGAGCAUCUCAAGAAGUCUGGGUGCCUGCUAAAUGUAAUCACUGUAUUGUGGCAAACGAGCAAUCCUGACAUCAAGAUCGUUUGUUACAAAAUCGUUACAAACAUAUCAACUAAUCCUGAUAUGCUUCAAGAGUUUGUUAAGCCUGUAAUACCACUUCUGUGUGAAGCGCUUGCGCAGGAGCAGGAAGAUGUUGAAAUACUGCGAAAUAUUCUAAACCUCCUGGUGAACAUCACCUCUCACCAGGACAUCAUCAUUUCUGAAUACAACCUCAGAGCUAUUCCUCAGAUACUGUCACUCUAUACACCUCAAAUCAAUUAUCAAUACGACAUAGUGUUAAGUUGCCUGAAGAUACUCAUCAACAUGACCUGCUCUGAUAUGGUGUUUGAUUUAACUCUUGUGUACAUGACGAGUAUACAUUUGCUACACGGUUGUAAAAACAAUGCUAUUAUUCUCCGUGUUCUAACACUUUUGAGAAAUAUCCUUAAGUCUGGAACUCUGAAACACGACUGUAAAUUUGACGACGAACUAAUGCGAGGUAUUGGCACGGUUUUAUCCAGUAGUGAAGAUAACGAUAACCUCGAAAUUGCUAAUCAGAUAUAUCGCCUAAUAUCCGAUCACUGAUAGUUUUUAGCUCACUCAAUAAGAUCACUUAUCAUUCAAGUUCAAGAGGGGUUGCUUCAAAUUUUUAAAUAUUUCUAGGGGUGCAUCCUAUUUUAUGGGGGUUCAGGGCGGGGGUUGCACCCCAAUUAUUGUAAAGUAAGCAACAUAGAUAAAUUUUAAGGAUGUUACACUAAUUUGGGCAUGCGUGUUUAUUUAUACAUUUUAUUUUGUGCCCGUUUUUUAUUUUUAUUGUCGAGUUUCAGUGUGUAUUAUGAAUUUUUAUAGUCAGGGUGGAUAGACAAUAUCUGAUUAUUUUUAUUAUUAUAGUGUGAAAUGGGAAAAGGCAAAAUCUAUAUUUAGAUUUUUUAUUACACUUAAAUCAAUGAUCAUUAAUAUCUAGUGUUGAUAAUUUUACCUGAUUUUAAAUUUUAUACAAAUUUUUUCAUCUGAUCUUAUCUGUUUUUUACUCGGUUUAUUACCUUUGCAUCGUUGCAUCGUUUCAUAAAAUUAAUAGCCUGGUGUCCCAUUUUUAGCCUCCGUUUUGGGCGGC